AGAGGGCAGCACAAUAAAAUGGAAUUGACAGUUCACAGAUGUUGGAAGUAACGUCAAAAAAUCGAUUAAUUAACGUCAUAUCGUUUAUUAAUAUCGUUUUUAAACUUUUAUUUUUAAUUAAAUUUUUCUCUAGAGGGCAGCGCAGUAACAAAGUUGACAGUUCACAGAUGUUGAAAAGAAAAUCCAAGAUGGCGGACUUGUUGAAGUCGUGUACCUGUUGGGUUCGGUUUAAAUACGGACCCGAAGAAGUCGAACAACUUCAUCACAGUAAAAAAAUCGAUAAAAUGCUUGAAAAAGAUAAACAGUUAAUACGUAGACAGGUGAAAUUAUUAUUAUUAGGCGCUGGAGAAAGUGGUAAAAGCACGUUUUUGAAACAGAUGAAAAUCAUUCACGGUUUAAAUUUUGAAGAAGAAAAAAUUGCUGAAUUUAGAAUGACCAUUUACCAAAAUAUUAUUAAAGGAAUGAAAGUGUUAGUCGAUGCGAGAAAUAAAUUGAAUAUUCCUUGGGAAGAUCCCGCGAACAAUCGAUAUGCUUCACACGUGAUGAAGUAUGAGAACAGUGUGAUGUUGGAUGUUGAUUUGUUCCUUGAGUUCUCUUUCUCUGUACAGAAGUUGUGGAAGGAUAAAGGAAUCUUAUGUGCUUUCGAUAGAAGGAGAGAGUUUCAGUUUGAUUACAUACCAUCUAAUCGAGAUAUUCUGCAUGCAAGGAAGGCAACCAAAGGGAUUACCGAGUUCACCAUUCCCGUUAACGGUAUUCCAUUUCAUUUCGUCGAUGUGGGAGGACAAAGAUCGCAGAGACAAAAAUGGUUUCAGUGCUUUGACAGCGUCACUUCCAUUCUCUUUCUUGUAUCCUCCAGUGAAUUUGAUCAGGUGUUGUUAGAGGACCGAUGCACCAAUCGACUACUUGAAUCCUUAAGGAUUUUCGAUACGAUCAUUAACAACAGAUGCUUCAGUGAAGUGUCUUUUAUUUUGUUCCUCAACAAAACCGAUCUGUUAAAAGAGAAGAUCGAAAGAAGAAGUGCAAAUAUCUCUGAAUAUUUUCCGCAAUUCCGAGGGGAUCCAUUUAGCAUCGAUGACGUACAAAAGUUCAUCUUGGAUUUGUUUGAUGACGUUCGAAGGGAUAAAAAGAAGCCAUUGUUCCAUCAUUACACAACUGCAGUGGAUACGGAAAACAUAAAAGUCGUAUUUAACGCCGUCAGGGACACCAUCUUACAAAAGAACAUAACACAACUUAUGUUACAAUGAGAAAAAAGAGAAAACUGCUGGCUUUGAGAAGAGUCGUAAAUUUAACCAAAGAAAGUCGAGAAUCGGCAAUACUGAUCUUUGACAAUAUUUAUUUUCCGAGUUUUGUUUUAGGAAUUUUAACAGAUGAAUAUUCACUCUUUUUUAAAAUUUAUUUAUAUAAUUCCACUUAAAAGUUUAUUAUUUAUGUAUGUAUAUACAAGGUAUUAUCUAUUAAUUCCAAAAAUAUUAGCCCGGCAUACAGUCUCUAGUCACUACGUGUAAUUCAGGGUUUAUAUAUAAAUAAAUACACAUGUAGCAGCUCAUUUUUUAAUACAUUUUUGCAAAUAUCGGAAGAAAACGUUACAAAAAAAUUACGUUAACGUAAUUUUAAAAAGCUUUAAAUCAAAAUGUCAGGCCUGCAAGUAAUCUAAAUACUCGUUUAAUGUAUAGUUACAAUUUCGUUCUCUCAUCCCAGAUUCAUUUGUAAAUAUUUAAAAACUUAUUGUACUUAACAGUUUGGGUAGCUAUUUAUAAAUAUAUUGCGGAAGUUUUCUAUCAGCAAAUAAAAAUUUGUUCCACUACUUAAUCAAAAUAAUGUAAACGAAUAGGGUAAAAUGUUUAUUUCCUCUACUACAAUCGUGCCUUAAACUGCCAAGGAACUCUUAACCCAAGAUUCAAGUGUGUGCGAGAAAGUCGUAAUUUUUAUUCUUUUCGUCUGAAUUUGUCUUUUUAGCGCAAUUCCAAUAUAUGUAUAUCAAGAUAAUGUGAAACUAGGAAUAUUUAUAACAAUUUUUUUAUUAUAUUUACAAAUGUAAUAAUAUAUCAAAUGAAUAAGGUAAAAUUUGUUUUGAUAAUUUUUAUUUAAAUCUUUUAAUGUUGUAAAAAA
Molecule: messenger RNA, 2109 nt
Organism: Centruroides sculpturatus (bark scorpion)
Lineage: Eukaryota; Metazoa; Arthropoda; Arachnida; Scorpiones; Buthidae
Product: guanine nucleotide-binding protein subunit alpha-13-like
Exons: 4
Coding region: 39-1244 (401 amino acids)
Biological process (GO): Rho protein signal transduction; adenylate cyclase-modulating G protein-coupled receptor signaling pathway
Cellular component (GO): heterotrimeric G-protein complex; brush border membrane
Molecular function (GO): D5 dopamine receptor binding; GTPase activity; guanyl nucleotide binding
Source: RefSeq, a predicted model, not a curated record